Molecule: messenger RNA, 4402 nt
Organism: Cotesia glomerata
Lineage: Eukaryota; Metazoa; Arthropoda; Insecta; Hymenoptera; Braconidae
Product: prohormone-2-like
Exons: 9
Coding region: 189-1334 (381 amino acids)
Source: RefSeq, a predicted model, not a curated record
UCUCAUUUGCCCCGAGCACCCCAUUGCUACCCGGGACUUUAUUCACGAUAGGUGUUGGCUCACUUCUGGAUUGUCCGCCGUUGAAUACGGAGGUGCUCCAACUGAACUCAGUGAUCUCGGCGAUAAUAUAUUUUAACGAGGCUAUUGUAAAAAAAACUAAUCUUUCUUCGAGGAAAAAAUCCGACAAGAUGACUUUUUCCUGGACACGAUUUUUUUUCGUGGGGAUUGUCGUUGUUUCCGUUGAGUCGUUAGCUACUGGAUUAUUGGAAGAUGUUGCUAAAGCCGAUCAAAUUAUGCGACCUAAAGCCAAGCGAACGCAAGAAAUAUUGAUGUUUGGAAAUCAGCAAAACCGACGAGUUGACAAUACAGCAGCGUCUACUUCGCACAACACGAAUGUCGAAAAAAGAACUUUGGGAACAUCAGGAUUUGAAGAUGUAAAAGCAGCUUUAUCGGAUGAAGAGGGAUUUAGUGACUACAAGCAACCCUUGAACCCGAUGUAUGAACGUGACAAUUUUUCACCCUACGAAAAAAAUUAUCUGUACGGUAAAGUAAUGAUGAAUGAGGUCAACGAUGAUUUACCAAGAAACUGGGAAAUUCCAGCGUAUCCACGUUACUUUAGCUACAGCGAAGAGCGUCGUAAAAGAUCUGAGAAAGCCGGAAGUAAUAAUAAUAAUUCAAGUCCUUCAUCUACAACCCGCCCAACCCAAUCAACUUCAUCACCAUCAGCGACAACCGUUUCUCCACCACCCGCUACCACCCGGAGUACUCAACGGACCAGUUUAAUUCAAGCAAAACGAAGCCCACCUGCUUACCCAGAACUGAGAUACAAACGAGCUCUCGACCGUGAAGAUCUUUUAGCCUUGCUCUCCCUCUGGGAAAACAGCUCUCGUAACAGAAACUGGAGAAACUACGGCAGUGACGAGUACGAAAACAUAGACGACGACGGUAGUGUUGCGGAACUUGAAGACGAGGAUCCAAGAUCUGGUGCAUGGCUAGAAGGACCCAUUUAUUCUCCACAUCACUUUAAUCUUAAUUCAGAUGUUGUGCCGUCAGAAAUUGGAAUCCCGAGAACACAUCCAGUUAAUCCUUAUGAGCAGUAUAACACUCAGUAUGUACCUCCUUAUGAGAAUGCACAAUAUGGUUCAGCUCAAUACGGUUCACUUUAUCCUCAGCACACUUACUACCCAUCGGAAAAGAGGUUUAUAGUUUCACGGAAACGUUCUCAGGGAUACGAUUCUUACGCCGGUCGAAAUCUCAAUGACAUUGUGAGCUUUUCGCAGAUGAUGAAUUCACAACCCCAAGGAUACCUCUAUCCACAACGCAUUCUAUAUUAAUUUGAUCAAUCGCUUCUCUAAAAUUAUAUUUAAAACGAGAGACAAGAAAUAAUGAUCACGAGUUAUGAUUCAUUUGAAUAAGUCUAGAUAUCUUCAGAUUAACGUUAAUAAAAGUUACCAAUUGAAUAAUUAUAUGGAAAAGAAAAAAUAUAUUUUUAUUUUAUUCUUAAAUUUCUGUAUAAAUGUUAUUUAAAAUAUUUAAACGUGAGUCUGAAGAUAUCUUAAACUAAGAUUGAAAAUUACGUUUUUUUAAAAAAAAAUAUUUAUAUGGUGUGUCUUAAAUUCAUAAAGUGAUUUUUGGAAGACUAAGGAUCAAAGAAUACAUUAAUGUUACUUAUUAAUUAUUAUAUAAAACAAUAUACAAAUUAUUAUAUAUAUAUAUAUAUAUAUUAUAUGGAGUAAAUGAUACGACUGAUUUUAAAUUUAAGUAUACGUUUUACCAAAGAAUUUUGCAUUUAUUAUUAUAAACAUAAGUUAUCUUUUAAUUUGUAUUAUUUUAGUUUGAUAAAAUGUUCACACGAUACAGAUUACGAUUUUCAUUAUAUCUAAUCUAUUGAUAGUUUUAAUUUACCAGAUGAAUUAAUAAUGAUGUCUAAGCAAAUUUAUAUAACAAGAUCAAUUAGGGAUUAUAUAAUAGUUAUAAACUAACUGUCGAGUCAUAUGGAUAAUUUAUGCUCCUCUGUAACUAUAAAUAAUUUUACGAGCUAACUACGAUAAUUAUAGAUUUAUUUAGAUCAAAGGAACCCUUAUGAGAGGGCAAAAGCUAUUAAUCAGGACAGUUUAACUUUUACUAUAACUCAACUGUAAUUAACUUCCUUUCAGUUUAUGUUAUGCGUAUUCUGUAUUUGUGUUGUUUGCUUAUUUAAUUAUAGUAUCCAAUGCAGUAAAAUUUGAAUUAUAGUUAGCUUCAACGCUAAUAUGAAUCUACAGUAAUUUAUUUAAAUGAAAUAUAAAAUUAAUAAUACAAAUACAGAAAUUAAUAAUUGCCGAGAGCGUUUCUUAAUAAAUAAAUAAAUAAAAAAAAAUCAGCACAAUGUUAAGCUCAAGCGUUAAUUCUGAGUAAAAAAAAUUAUCAAAUAAAUUAUUCAUUAAAUAUUAUAAAUCUUAAAACAAAAAAAAAUAUAUCGUAAUACCUGUGUCGUGUGAUUAUAAAAAAUUGUGUUUAUUUUAACAUUUGAUUAUUUAUUGCUACAUCAUCUGUAUGUAUACGUCUGUGAACUUAAAUAAGAAUACAAUGCAACUAAAUUGAUAGUCCAUGAAAAUAAGAAACUGAAUAUAAAAGUAGAAAACUUUUGUAUUGAUUUUUGUCAUAAAAAAAAAUAUAUAAUAAAGAACAAACAGUAAAUUGAAAUUAUUUUGCAUUGUAUUCAUUCGAAUAUUAAACCUUGUUAAUAAAUUAGUUAUCGCAAUAUAAUAACACAAAAAUAUGCAGCUAGAAUCUAGAAUACAUGAUAAAUUAUUAUUUGUCCGCCGUGCAUGCCGAAUGUGGUAAUUAAAACAAAUGUUUAUUAAUAUUUAACAAUUAUAAAAAAAAAACUUAUAUAUACACAUAUAUAUAUAUUAUCAGUGUGCUAUAAAUUAAAUGUGAAAUCUCAUAUCUUUUUUAAUGAAAUUAUUUCCUUCAUAUUAAAAUAUCUAAAAUAGAUACUCGAGAAUAACUCCUCGUGAUGCUGAAUAUAAAAAGUGAUUUUUUCGAUACUUCUAUUUAUUUAUUUAUAAAUAAUGAAUAAAAAACUAAAAAAAAAGAAAAAAAAUGUGAAAACUGAAUAAAAUAGAAUUUAAAAAUUCAGAGAAGAAUAUUGGAUACUAGCCUAGGACGAUUGAUCAAUAAGUUGCUCAAGGGAGGUCAGAAUAUCUUGAUAUGGAACGCGAAUUUUUUGAAGUUAAUUAUAAAUGGAACAGAUAAAAAUCCUGUUUUCGCAGAAACUUGUUACUAACGUAACUUUUAAGCUUCACUGUAGCUAUCAGAACAAAGCAUUUGUUAAUACAGAAUAAUUGUAAUCUAUUGGGUUUAUACUUGCCAAAUGUAACAUUGUUUAUUAAUCAAGUACAAGCUCAGAGAAGAUCCUUUUAAAUAAUCGCAGGGCACGGAGGUGGAGUAAGACCUGCCGUGCCGAAUCGUGAGAUGACUGAUUAAAUAAAAAUUUUUUUGAUAGUCCUAAAUAUGAUACCGAGAUAAAAUAUCGGUACGACUAAUAGUAUUUUUUUAAUAGUCAUAAAUCUACUGAAUAAUUGAUACAAAAAAUAAACAAAUUAAAAGCUGUAUAUUUAUUUAUCUAAUGAAUACAUAUUUAUUUUUUUAAGUGAAUGGAAAUAAAGUAAAGUCUUGUUACUCAUAACUUAGAAAUUAAAUGCAUAUAGAAAAUCCAUGUAUAUACAUAUAGAUAUAUAUUUAUUAUUAUAAUUAUUUACCUUCAUGAUCUGUAAUAAUAAUAAAUAGACGUCAUUGGCGUCAAUUCAGUUUUUAAUAAACAGUUUCUAGUCCAAGUACAUGUUAAAAUUAUAACUUACAUAUCAGCUUUGUUUUCUAUUAAAUCCACAGUAAUAACAAAUCGUUAAUGCUUUAUUCAUUAUUUAGUUAUUUAUUCUUCUGAAUAGACGGUGAGGAUGCUGAAUGUAUUGUGUAGUAGCACUUGAAAAGUGUUUGCGGUUUAACCGUCUACAUUUUACAAUUUUAAAUCUAAUUGUAUUGCUUGUCAAUAAUCUUUUUACCUGAUCAGUGUUUUAAAAUCAUUUUUUAAUUCAACAUUUGAUUUGUUUAUUUACUUUUUAUCAUCUUCUAUAAUUAUUGUCAACGUACAACUUAUAAAAAAUUUAGUUUAGAAUAAAAAAAAAGAGUAUUCAAUAAGUUAAAAAAAUCGUCUAUUAUAUUCUACAAUUUUGUGAAAACUACACAAAGUUAAUUAUCUUAAAAUUGACAUUAUUGGUUUACCGAAUCAUGUUUAACUACUGUAAAUUAUUAUAAUUAUUAUUAAAACGACAAAAAUAAACAAUAUUGCUUAUGCACUUAUUGUUGGUCCUAAUAAAAUCUAACUCUUGUCCCAUAAAAUAAAUUCUACAACUUUUUA